This is a messenger RNA of Ipomoea triloba (trilobed morning glory), 827 nucleotides long. Its product is annotated as probable signal peptidase complex subunit 2. Gene Ontology annotation, biological process: protein targeting to ER. The record is from RefSeq and is a predicted model, not a curated record. Lineage: Eukaryota; Viridiplantae; Streptophyta; Magnoliopsida; Solanales; Convolvulaceae. Bases 74 to 655 code for a protein of 193 amino acids. Gene Ontology annotation, cellular component: membrane; signal peptidase complex. The transcript is spliced from 5 exons.
GGCGUGGUGUUACACUGUUACAGUGAGUACACAUUACACUGAGCAAAGCGUUCUUCGGACAAACCCUAGAAAAAUGCAGGAGAAGAAGGGGGAUGCAGGUUGUAAGGGCAAGAAAGUCAAAAAGACCAAUCUGUUGGAUCAACACUCUAUCAAGCACCUCCUGGAUGAGUCCGUUUCUGAGAUCGUCACAAGCAGGGGUUACGCUGAAGAUUUCGCGAUGAGUAACAUUAGAUUGUUGCUUGGGACUGUCGUUAUCGCGAUCGCUCUCUUUGCUCAGUUCUACAAUAAGAAAUUUCCCGAGAACAGGAAUAUUCUUAUCGUCUGCAUUUCGUUGUAUAUUAUAGUGAGUGCACUUCUGCUGCUGAUUCCUUACACAAAGGAAAAGAAUGCCAUUUUGUUCACUUAUCCACCAGCUGGGUCUUUUAGCAGCACUGGCUUAGUCGUCUCUUCAAAGUUGCCUAGAUUCUCAGAUAUGUACACUCUCAUGAUAGCAAGUGCAGAUCCCCAGUCAAUCUCUGCAAAGCCACCGGUGGAGUUUACCAAGACUGUGACACAAUGGUUUACGAAGGAUGGAGUUCUCGCAGAGGGGCUCUUUUGGAAAGAUGUCGAAGCGCUCAUUAGCAAUUAUGCUAAAGAAAAUAAAAAAGGCAAGUAAAAAAGUAAUGGGAUCUUAAGAAAGGAUCUGAUAAAGUACUAGUCCAACAGUGUUCUGCUACACUGAUAAUGAAUUUGUUUCUUGCUUCAAUGGCUUAUGAAUCUGGUAUAAUCAAAAUUAGUAUUGAAACAAAUUGACAGAAUAUAUACAACCUUAAUCAUGCUUUUCUAUA